Messenger RNA from Momordica charantia (bitter melon), 2261 nucleotides. RefSeq names its product endoglucanase 1. The record is from RefSeq and is a predicted model, not a curated record. NCBI's taxonomy places the organism in Eukaryota, Viridiplantae, Streptophyta, Magnoliopsida, Cucurbitales, Cucurbitaceae. Gene Ontology annotation, molecular function: hydrolase activity, hydrolyzing O-glycosyl compounds. Gene Ontology annotation, biological process: carbohydrate metabolic process.
ACAAUCUAGAUUCCAAAGAAUGUUCCUGUCCAUCUUGACAGUAAUGGUGCAGUUUUUGGGCCACAAAUCACAAAUACAUCUCUAUUUGUUUCUAGAGAAUACAAAUGUGUUAGUUAAAAAUACUAAUCUUGAAGAUACAUGUGAAAGCUGAGGAUUACCCACUUGCCAAUCACAAGAUAUGAAACUCAAAAGAGUGCAUAAUUUUACCCAUAGAAUUAUGGGUGGCAAAAGAGUUUAGCUCAUGUGAGCAGAGACUGAGUAUAUGCAUGUAAAAAUACCCACCCGUGACUUCUCUUUUUGCAAUACAGCCAAAUUCCUGUUGCUAUAUUUAAUUCAGUAUUCCCACUCCCACCUCAUUUUUUGGCAUCCAAAGUUCCCCCUUCUUCCACGUAAAUUACGCCUCACUUUCUCCAAUAUUCAAUACUAUCAAUACCCAUAUUUUCAAUUCAAUUCUUAGUUUUUUCUCCUCCCCCUCUGACUUUUCCAUUCCUUUAUCCAAUCCAAUCCCAACCGUAAAGUUCGUUUGUCCUCACCCUCCCCUCUUUAACUUCCAAUUUGGCGCAGUUGAUCCCGUGACCCAAUUUCUCUCCAAACCAACAAACAAAUUUCCUUCUCUUCUGCAGUCCUGCUUCUGCUUCCUCUCUAUAAAUACACCCGCACUUCAUCUACUCCUUCACCAUUCUGAGUGAGUGUUGUAACUUAUAACAAUGUCUUCUUCAAUCACUUUUGCYCUCUACUUCAUUUUGGCUUUCCUUGCCUUAUCUUCCUCCGCUUUCACUUCUCAACAUUACUCUACUGCUCUUCAGUAUUCCAUUCUCUUCUUUGAGGGACAGCGGUCCGGGAAGCUGCCCUCGAACCAACGUCUAACAUGGAGGGCGGAUUCUGCCUUAUCAGAUGGCUCCUCUUAUCAUGUUGACCUUGUUGGUGGCUACUAUGACGCUGGGGAUAAUGUCAAGUUUGGCUUGCCAAUGGCCUUUACAACUACAUUGCUCGCUUGGAGUGUCAUUGAGUUUGGUAACUCGAUGGGGAGCGAGAUUGAGAAUGCAAGAGCAGCCGUUCGUUGGGGGUCGGAUUAUCUAUUGAAGGCUGCCACAGCUGCCCCUGACACCUUAUAUGUUCAAGUGGGAGAUCCAAACCUUGAUCAUAAAUGCUGGGAAAGGCCUGAAGAUAUGGACACGCCGCGGACUGUGUAUAAGAUAACCACUCAAAAUCCAGGCUCCGAUGUAGCAGCAGAGACCGCAGCUGCACUCGCUGCAGCUUCCAUUGUGUUCAACGCCUCCGACCCGUCUUAUUCUUCCAAAUUGCUCAACGCGGCCUUGAAAGUGUUCAAUCUUGCAGACAAGCAUAGAGGUUCUUACAGCGACUCCCUCCACUCAGUGGUUUGUCCAUUUUACUGUUCUUACUCAGGAUUCAACGAUGAGCUUCUAUGGGGUGCCUCAUGGAUCUAUAAAGCCUCAAAAAACAGCACACAUUUGAACUAUAUCCAGUCCAAUGGCCAUAUACUAGGAGCUGAUGACGAUGACUACACAUUCAGCUGGGACGACAAACGCCCCGGAACAAAGAUCCUUCUCUCCCAGGAUUUCUUAGAGAAAAAUUCGGAGGAAUUCCAAGUCUAUAAAGCUCACUCAGACAAUUACAUAUGCUCCCUAAUUCCAGGAACUUCCAGUUUCGGUGGUCAAUAUACUCCUGGAGGACUGUUCUUCAAAGGAAGCGAGAGCAACCUGCAGUAUGUAACAUCAGCAUCAUUUCUGCUCGUAACAUACGCCAAGUACCUGAGCUCCAAUGGCGGAUCCAUCCGAUGCGGGACUUCUAGGGUUUCGGCAGAGGACCUAAUYGCGCAGGCAAAGAAGCAAGUGGAUUACAUAUUGGGAGAGAAUCCAGAGAGAAUGUCUUACAUGGUGGGAUUCGGAGAACGAUACCCUCAGCACAUUCACCACAGAGGUUCCUCUCUGCCGUCCCUCCAUGCGAGCCCUAAUCGAGUUUCCUGCAAUGAGGGAUUCCGGUUCCUGUACUCUUCUUCGCCGAAUCCGAAUCUGCUGAUCGGCGCCAUUGUUGGUGGCCCUGAUAAUGGCGACAAGUUCUCUGACGAUCGCAAUAACUAUCAGCAGUCGGAGCCUGCUACUUAUAUUAAUGCCCCAUUUGUCGGGGCCCUCGCAUUUUUUGCAAAAUCAUCUAAUUAAUUUAUUAAUCUCCGCGGAUAAGACACCCGUUAACUUAUUUUGGGUCGAAAUUCGAAAGUUAGCAUGGAUGUUGGACCAAAA